ACCUGGCACUUACACACUCACACACACAUUCCUGUGUAGGGAGCUGAAGCUCAGCUCAGUCCCAGUCCUCUCCUACUCGAGCGAGGAGCCUGCCGGUGAUCGGACUGUCGCCUGAAGCGAAGAGGCCGGGCCGGUGUUGAUUCAAUUUUACAGCCCAGUCACUCUCUCUGAAGCUCCGAUUAGUCAGCCGAGGGAGACGAGGGGGAGAGAAGGAGAAGAAGAAGAGGAAUAGUGAUGGCUAUGACCGACAUUGCAGAGGAUGACCUGGAUGAGAUGAUGCGUGAAGAAGCGGAGGAUGUCUUCUAUGAGGACGGAGUGUCGUCCCACAUCCCAGAGAUCAUGGCGGCCGGCACCCACUCCCCCGGAGGGCCCAACGGCAUAAUCCGGAGUCAGUCCUUCGCUGGCUUCAGCACAUUACAGGAGCGACGCUCACGGUGUAACUCUUUCAUGGGGAACUCAGCGGUGCAGAAGAAGCCUCAGUCCAAGCCCAAGAAGCCUCACCUGUCAGGACACAAGGGAGGCAGCAGCUCCAGAGAGCCGCAGCCCAAAAGACUGGAGGAGGUUUACAACGCACUCAAACAAGGCCUGGAUGAGUAUCUGGAAGUUCAUCAAACGGAGCUGGACAAACUCAUGUGUCUGAUGAAGGACAUGAAGAGAAACUCUCGCCUGGGAGUGCUGUAUGAUCUUGACAAGCAAAUCAAAACCAUUGAGAGGUACAUGAGACGUCUGGAGUUUCACAUGAGCAAGGUGGAUGAGCUGUACGAGGCGUUCUGCAUCCAGAGCCGUCUGAGGGAAGGUGCCAGCCGGAUGAAGCAGGCCUUCUCCUCCUCUCCCUCUACCAAAGGCACCAAGGAGAGCAUCGCAGAGGUCAACCGCCGGUACAAGGAAUACACUGAGAACAUGAGCACAUUCGAGAGCGAACUGGAGAACCUGCUUGGGGAGUUUCACAUCAAAAUGAAAGGAUUAGCAGGCUUUGCAAGACUCUGUCCUGGAGACCAGUACGAGAUCUUCAUGCGGUACGGUCGUCAGAGGUGGAAGCUAAAGGGCAGGAUUGAAGUGAACUCCAGACAGAGUUGGGAUGGAGAUGAGAUGGUCUUCAUGCCACUCAUCACUGACCUCAUCAACAUCAAGGUGACAGUGCUGAAGGGCCUGGCCACUCACAUGUUGGUGGGAAGUGUGAUCUGUGAAACCAAGGAGCUGUUUACUGCUAUGCCUCAGGUGGUGGCUGUGGAUGUCAACGACCUGGGGACCAUUAAACUCAACCUGGAGGUCACGUGGUACCCCUUCGACGUCGAGGACCUCACUCUGUCGUCCGGCAAUGUGAGCAAAGCCACAGCUCUCCAGAGACGAGUGUCAGUCUACAGCCAGGGAACGCCAGAGACCCCCACCUUCCAGGACACCUCCUUCUUUUCCACUUUACCGGAUGACGUUUUUGAGAAUGGCGGCUGUGGCGUGGCUGAAUGCAAGCGUCUCUCCUUCACCUUCUCUGACACUUCUGGUUCCACGCCCAGCCCCAGCCCCGCCCCGAGCUCCCACUCCACCGGCCAGUCCAACCCGGAGAUCACCGUCACUCCUCCAGAAAUGGAACCAUCACCUACACAAAUCCUCCCAACAAGAGAGGACUCCAUCGCAGAGGAGCAUUUAGAGGAGGAAGAGGAGGAGGAGUACGAGGAGGAUGGAGAGACGGGUAGUAGAGGGAGUAGGGGCACCAGCGCCAGCCUCGCCAGUGAUGAAGCUGAGGUGGCAGAGGACUCAGAGUGGGAGCGCACAGAGUCCCAGCGAAAUUCUGGCUCCAACUGUGGUUCAGCUGCCCCGUCGUUGUGCUCUGACAGCCACCUGUCUACCGUGGCUCCAGAGGAUGUUUUCCUGGAUCACGCGGACGAACUGAAACCUGUGGAACUUGACACAGAAGAGGCGGGCAGCCUGACCAGGCAGCUUGUGAAGAGGCUGACUUCCUCUGAAAUCGUGCCACCCAGUGGGAGCUCUACUGAGGGUGGAGGAAGCCUGAGCUGGGCAGGCGAGGGGAGCAGGGCUUUCCUGGAGAGCAGCCUGGAGGAGGCCAUCCACAGCCUGCUGAUGAGGCUGGAGUCACUGACUCACCGCUGCCGAGAGCUGCAGGACCUGGAACAGGAAGUGAUGCGCCUGGAAGACCUACUCAAGUGUCGUCUCCCAGGCCACAGAAGCAGAUCAUCCAGCCUCAGUCUGACGGUGGAGAGCGCCCUGGAGAGCUUCGACUUCCUCAACACCUCUGACUUCGAUGAUGAGGACACUGGAGACGAUAACGCCGUCCUCAGCAUUCCCCCACAGAGGUCUCAAUUUUUUGAUGCGGACGGAGAGAGGAUCGGGGGCCAGCAUCCAGAAGCCAGGGGACACCUGAGUGAAGCCCUGACAGAAGACACCGGGGUAGGCAACAGCGUGGCCGGAAGCCCCCUGCCCCUUACAACCGGAAACGAGAACCUGGACGUGGCCAUCGUCAUCCACCUGCAGUACUGUAAUCACCUCAUACAGUUGUUGACGAGUGGGGUGGGUGUGUGGCAGCGUCGCAGUCUGCUCCUCAAACUGUCCGGACAGACUCAGCUGUUAGAAGAACUAGCAGAGAUCAGUGUGGACCGACUGGGAGCUAUUACAUCUGCUGCUGAUGUUCUCCCGGGCCUUGCAGAGCGCCCAGAACUGAUGACACUGUGGUCAGAGUGCAGCGGGUCUGCAGGACUUUUCCACACCACACUGGACAGAGUGUUCAAACACAUGAACCAGCGCUACACGGCAGUGCUGCAGGAGAGACACCCACACAGCGCUGACACAGUGGUUGGUGUUGUAGUGGGCGAGAUGGUUGACAGGAGCGACCUGGUGACGUCGCACGAUCCUCCUGCCUCUGCUCUGUCCCAGGACGUCCUGACCGUGUUUCAGUUCCACAGCUACAUCCUACAACAUGAGGUUCAGGACAUGGAGACACACCUGCUGCACCUGGCAAGAGAGGAGGUGUUGGCAGAGGCUCUGUGCAGUGGGGAUUAUUCUCAGUGUCUAGCAGAGAUGGAUGCGGUGCCUGUGUCAUCCCUGUGGCCUAAAAACAGCACCCUGAGGGCCCUGGCCUCCCUGCUCACUGCAGACAACCCUCAGGUCAACAAGGCAGCAGCCGACUACCUCUCUUCUGGAGCGUUACGCAGCCACUUCAGGACCAGGGCUGUGGAGUGCUACACCCAGGCUCUGUCAGAGGCUGGAGUUCAGAGCCAGAGGGCGGCAUGUUCGGCUCUCAGCUGUCUCCAGGCUGUAGAGAGCAUCAGGGCGGUGGUAGCGCUGUGUGAUUCAGCCGAUGAGGAGCUUCGCCAUGUCGCCAUAGAAACCCUGCUGACAUUUGGUGAGGAGGGGCGGCUGGCGUACGAGCAGCUGGACACAGUGCCGGGGGAAAUGAUCCGUCUGGGCACACGGCGAGGAAACGCCGUCACCACGGCCUUCUGAGCCAUCGUGCCACUGAGAAGAUCACAGAUUACUCCCCAGCUGAGGAAAACACUGCCCCCUCAGCUUGACAUCACACUGCACUGUUAAAGACUGAUCAGUUUAUUGAUCUGCCCUCUGGAACAGACUUAAAGAUCUCCACACCGCCACAUUAGAUCACUGUUCUUACUGAUACUGCCUCCUAAAAGGAACUAACACCAAACAAACUGUCUUAACCACAAAGACACACAACCUAUACCCCUCCUGCACACACACACACACACACAAACACACACACACCAUCACCUCCAAUUUCGCACAACCCCACACUCCUACCCACCCCCCUCCCCCUGCUUCCUGAGCCAGGCAGUCUGAUCAUGUUGAGUUUUAACUUGAGAGCACGAAUUUGACUGGACACUGAAGCCGCUGAAAGCUGCUCCAAAGACUGUGGAAACUGGAAAUUGAGCAAUGCAUCUUCACCCCUCACACAACCUCUGUCAACAAGCUAUCCACCACUGCACACAAAACUUGUAUCACUUAUUCACUGAUUAACCAUCAUCUUGGCUGUUACAGAGUCAGUUGUGUCACGCAAUAUACUAACUAUGAUCUUUGUAUAAUCACUGUUUAUCACAUGUUUAAGUUGGUGGUUUUGCAUUAGAGAUGUUUUUUGGUGCUUUCAGAAGAUUUGCACUGUUGUAAGGCAUGUAAAUAUGGCAUAUUUUACACAGCUCGUGUAAUAUAUGGUUGUAUUCAAAAUGUAUUUUUAAGUUGUGUUUUCUAGUACGUUCCAUUUUGAGUUUCAGGGAUUCUUGUAUGGUCGAAAGUGUGUGGCAGGGAGGACCAUUAAUAAGUUGAGAAUGGCUUCUUGGAGCGAGUGAGGUAAAGUGGUUAAAGAGCAGUUUACAGUCUUGAACAGAUUAAGACCUCAGUUCAGACCUCAGUGGAGUAAAAGGAGAGGAACAACUGAGUGCCCAAGGUUCACUCUCUCAGCAGUUUAUGGCUGAGUUUAUUCAUAUUUGCAGUUGAACAAGUGCAAUUUUUCUGUAUAUAGCUGACAUGAAAAGACAUUUGAUAAAGUCAGCCUUGACCAUUUGAGCCUUGAUGUGGUCGAGCAGGCAGGUUCCACAAAUACUUUCUUUUGUAAAUGUAUUUUUCCUACCAGGUGUGGAGCCGGCCGAGGGCAAUAAAUACAGUUUAGGAGCGUGAGAAUGCACUUUCUCAAUAACUGUACAGAGAGGAGGAGGAUCCCUUGGGCAGAGUAUAGGUGUAGCCUCAGUUUUGGCUAACUGCACAUUCAUACAGUAUGUGAGCUAAUAGCACGAUUAGAAAUUAAGCUUUUAUUAUGAGAAACUGCAGAAUGAAGUGUUCUGUUUGGUACGUCUUGGGUCUGUAAUGUGGGAACACUGACCCGAGGAACGCAGAUAAUUCCAACUCUUCACAUUGUAACUGUACUACUGAGUCUAGUGAGACGAUAAAACUCACAUUUGUUCUCACAUCUUAUUUAUUAUUUACUCCUUGUAAUUCUAAUAUUCUUUGGAGUUAUACUGUAAUAGUGCAGAUGACAUUGUUAUGUAAAUGAAUUGUAUAUUUAUGUUAUAUAUUUUGGAUCAGGUCCAGGAUUUGAAAUAUAGUUUAUUGUUUAAAAAGGCCUCCAUGUUAUUACCAUGAUCUCAUGCUUAACUUUAAUUGGAGUUUAUUUUGAAAGAAUUAUAUUAGAUGAAUUAUUAUUUUGGAGAAGAUAAAGAUUUGCUCAUAGUCUAAUAGUGUUAUAGAUUUCUUUUCCCUAAAAGGUCCCAAACAGAAAGGGACGUCGUAUAUUAGAAAUGUUACUUUAUUACUUAGAUUUACUGUAACCAAAGGAAGAAUUAAUUUUAAAAUUGUCUUUUAAUAAAAGCUCAUAAUUCAUCGGAGAAUGUAUUUUCAAUACAACAUUUGCAUUUUGGCCAGAAUACUCAGACUUAUAUUUAGAAGCACAACUUAAAAAGAAAAGACAAACCCAUAAUAUAUGAAUCUAGCUACAUUUGGUUCUAACUGCACAGUCCAAAAGCCAUAAUGAUUAAAAACAAGUGGUAAUAUUUUUAUGAAAUGUAUUUUUUCUUUUGUAAUAUAAUAUGUAAAUGUGUGAAGUUGUUACUAAAAGCUGAAGAUGGUUUAAAGUUUUUUUUUCCUAUACCUUUUGCAAAACAUGGUCCACAUUUUAAGUACAGUUGCAGUAUUUUGGUCUAGUAUCUGAUUCACCCACUCUGUCUUUUUUUUCCCUUUCUACAAACUUGCAUUUGACCAGUGUUUAUUGACUGUUCAAUUCCUUAUCACCACAAAGUACAAGUUGGCAAAAUGUGCACAUGUUUAAUGAUAUAGUCUGAUUUUAAGAAUAACUCAGUACACUUUUGCUAAAAUUGAACUUCAUCCAUCUCUGUGGUCAAUAGCUUCAGUGCUCAUCCAUUUAGUUGCAUACUACUCUUCUCCAUUGUGGUUAGCAGUGUUUCUUCUGCUCAUCAAAAGUUGCAAUAAAUUUUAUUUUUGCAUAAUUAAAAUAAAAUUGUGAAUUUCUUAAGUCUCAAAUGUCUGUCAAGAACCAAUGUUUUAAUUUCUGUUAGCACUGUCUUUGUUGACAAAAACAUUUGUGGGAUACAUGAACAGUAAAAGCCAUGCUGUUUUGCAGUAAUCUGUCCACUGGACUGUGGACCAGUUUUGAUCUGAUCCUCUGAAGUUAACCUGCUCCAGAGCAGGAGUUCAGCAGAAGCUACCAAGGUGAUUUACCCAGGUAAGACGUGAACCACUGUCAUAACCCUAAAAACAGAAUUAAACCUGAAGUUACCUCCCUAGCCCCAAAUCCUGCUUCCUAGUACAGGCCUCAGCUGAUUGCUUCCUUAGAGGCAACCCAAAAAAAAAAAAAAAAAAAA
Messenger RNA from Seriola dumerili (greater amberjack), 6335 nucleotides. It is a transcript of the gene ripor2, whose product is annotated as RHO family interacting cell polarization regulator 2. The record is from RefSeq and is a predicted model, not a curated record. The transcript is spliced from 22 exons. Lineage: Eukaryota; Metazoa; Chordata; Actinopteri; Carangiformes; Carangidae. Bases 235 to 3456 code for a protein of 1073 amino acids.